CAAAUGAAGCAAACCAGAUGAAGCAAAGAUUGUUUGUUUCAUUGUAGCGAAGGUGAAGGUGAAUCUGAGUGCUGGACCGUGAAUAUCUGCUCCAUUUGUUCAACUUGUAACAUUUGAACAUUUCUGGUACUAAAGCCUUUUUUAUAUCUGACUAAAUCUCAUUAUUUCUCAAGGUAAUAACACUGAGGGGUCUUGGUUGGAUCCUGGAACUGAUAAAAGGACCUGGAUGGUACACAGAAGGGAAAAUGUUUGUGUCUGGUUGUGACUCAUUUCCUCCUUCACCAACACCAACUACUGUAAUCAUUAGCUUGGGACUUUUCUCACAUCGUCUAAAGGUGAAAGGAUCUUCACAAGAUGAGGAAUCAACAAUCCAUACAGGAAACUGAUCUUCCUAAAAAGAUGGAGGUCAGAUCCAUCAAGAAUGGCAUCAUCUUCUGCACCAUUGUGGCUUUGCUUUUUAUCUUGUAUUGUGGAUUACCCAAAGAAAUUCAAUUCUCCUACUUCAGUUAUUCAAGAAGCAGUGGGACUGUGACCAUUCUCAUCUGGUACUGGCCUUUUAGCAACACGUUAACCCUUAAGGGAAAUGUGUGCUUGGAUCUGUACAAAAUACCAAACUGUACACUGGUGGAUCAGCGCUCCUUGUUCCCCUCAGCUCAUGUUGUGGUGUUCCACAACAGAGAACUGAUACAGGGAAGCCAGCAGCUUCCAAUCGAACUCCCACGGCCACAAGGCCAGAGAUGGGCCUGGAUGUCACUGGAGUCUCCUGCUCACAACGGAAACUUGAAGAAGUUUGCAAAUAUCUUCAACAUGACCAUUUCCUACAGGAGAGACGCUGAUGUUACCAUACCUUAUGGUGAGCUGCUGCCUUUGGAGACUGAAAGUAACCUGGUGGAGGACAGCCAUAUAAAUAAGACCUCUUUGGUCUGCUGGGUGGUCAGCAACUACAGGAACCACCACAGAAGAAGCCAAGUCUACAAAGAGCUCAGUGCCACAGAUCCUGUGAAGGUUUAUGGACGUUGGAAUAAAAUGCCGCUUUCCUCUGAAGACCUCUUAACAACAAUCUCUCGCUGCUACUUUUAUUUGGCUUUUGAGAACUCUCUGGCAAAAGAUUAUGUGACUGAGAAGCUGUGGCAUAAUGCUUACAAAGGAGGGGCUGUACCAGUGGUACUGGGACCCCCAAUAAGUGACUACAAAGCUGUGGCUCCAGAACAUUCUUUUAUCCAUGUCGAUGAGUUUUCAUCAGUACGGGAACUGGGGAAAUAUCUUCAAAGACUUGCAGAGGACAGGAAGCGAUAUGAGGAAUAUUUUAACUGGAAAAAACACUGGAAGGUGAAAGUUCGUGGGGACUGGAGGGAAAGCCUGUGCAAGAUAUGUUUACAGUACAACAGUUUACCUCAGCACAAAGUUUAUUCAGAUCUAGAGGCCUGGGACAAGAAAGGCUAUAGACCAUGAAUUUUCAUUUGUUAUUUCUUUUGUUGAUUAGUUGGGAUUGAGCAAAUAUUUGGAACCUGCAACCGAGUCACAAUAAACUGAGAUCAGAAACACCAUUUUGAAAAGCAGAAAGGUUUCACAACCCAAUCAUUUGGACUCCUCAAAAACUGUAUCAAUUUGCGUAAUGUUUUCAGAAAGUACUUCACACUAACCCAACUAUCAUGGAACAAAACAAAACCGGUCUAGACAUUGGCUGUGGUGAGACAACCUCAAGCUCAAGCUCUCAUAGAAUAAUGUGGUUAGAGUUUCCGUCCACCACAUCUCUCACAUACUUUUGUACAGCAGCGAACUAAAUGAAAUGAACUUGAUUGCAGGUAUUGAAAAUAUAAAUGAUAAACUAAUUUCAAAAGUUUUCCCAA
Messenger RNA from Poecilia latipinna (sailfin molly), 1850 nucleotides. It is a transcript of the gene fut7, whose product is annotated as fucosyltransferase 7 (alpha (1,3) fucosyltransferase). Lineage: Eukaryota; Metazoa; Chordata; Actinopteri; Cyprinodontiformes; Poeciliidae. Gene Ontology annotation, molecular function: alpha-(1->3)-fucosyltransferase activity. The record is from RefSeq and is a predicted model, not a curated record. The coding region runs from base 355 to 1452 and encodes 365 amino acids. The transcript has 3 exons. Gene Ontology annotation, cellular component: membrane.